Phyllopteryx taeniolatus (common seadragon) is the source of this 896-nucleotide messenger RNA. RefSeq names its product RIMS-binding protein 2-like. NCBI's taxonomy places the organism in Eukaryota, Metazoa, Chordata, Actinopteri, Syngnathiformes, Syngnathidae. The transcript has 4 exons. The coding region runs from base 94 to 858 and encodes 254 amino acids. Gene Ontology annotation, molecular function: protein binding. Gene Ontology annotation, biological process: neuromuscular synaptic transmission. The record is from RefSeq and is a predicted model, not a curated record.
CUAAAAUGAGGAUGAGGACGGGGGCAAGUGCAGGUGGACCAUCUGGAGUCCAGAUUCCGGAGCCCUUACCAGCAGCUCUGCACGGAGUCCGCAAUGGAGCUGGACGUGCUGAUCUACCCGGACGAGGUGCGGGCGGCCACCCCCGAGGACCCGCGCCAGUGGGAGGCGGAGACGGCGGGCCGGACGUCCGUGCCGACCGCCGAGCCCAGACUCUUCGUGGCGCUCUACCCGUACAACCCGGCCGCCAUGUCGCCCAACCCGGACACGGCGGCCGAGGAGCUGCCCUUCGUGCCCGGGCAGAUCAUCAAGGUGUUUGGAGACAAGGACCCGGACGGCUUCUAUCACGGAGAAUCGGGCGGCCUGUCGGGUUUCGUGGCCAGCAACCUGGUGGCCGAAGUCCCCGUGGACGACCGAAACCUCAAACAAUUGCUCAUGCAGCAGGGAUUCAUUCCCGUUGACCAAUCAGGGAUAUCUUUGAGUCCCGACGUGAGCGACACGUCCAGCGUACCCGAAGACGUCAUCGUACGCCGCAUGGUGGCCUUGUUCGACUACGACCCGUGGGAAAGUUCGCCCAACGUCGACAGCGAAGCCGAACUGGGCUUUCGUUCGGGUGACAUCAUCUACGCGCUCGGCGACAUGGAUCCCGACGGGUUCUACUACGUAAGGCUUGUCAUUUACCAUAUUUUAUUUUAUUUUUUUUUUGGCCGGGGGGGGGCUGUCAAACUUUCUUUCUUUUCAGGGCGAUCUGCAAGGACGCCGAGGUUUGGUGCCGUCCAACUUUCUGGAGCCGCUACCGUGGGAUUAGCGGCUUUUUGCUCUUUUCAUUUUUUUUGUCACUGCUGUACAUACAUAAUGUAAUGUGUAAUAUAAACAAAAUACCCGGUUGCAAAGGAUAA